Durusdinium trenchii is the source of this 2427-nucleotide messenger RNA. NCBI's taxonomy places the organism in Eukaryota, Dinophyceae, Suessiales, Symbiodiniaceae. The record is from the annotation of a GenBank genome assembly.
AUGGCGUUGCCGGCGGAAGUGCUGCCAAAGCUGCUCGCCUUCACGCCGAACGACCUGCUAUGCCUGUCGUCCUUGCGGGCGGUCAACCGAGAUGCCAAAGAGCAGCUCGAAGAUCGAUGGUGGAAAGAAGAGGUGCAAUGUAUGAAAGCCUUUGUGGAUGACCAUGGCUUCCUAUUCGCUGAUGAUCCAGUGCCAGGUGUUGAAAUGCAGCAAGAAGCAUUUGCUCGGAAUAUUUUGCUCUGGGUCAAGCCCCUCCUGGUCAACCAGCCGUGGAGAGCUCAAGAAUCCGAUUGUGCUACAGAGGCUACAGAUGUGAUCAGUCUCCGGGCCGCCCACAUCAAUUUGAGAAGAGCAAUGGCAAACUUGGGUCGGAGGCGGAAUGAAGUGCUCCGAGACAUUUGCCAACAAGCACGCUACAUAGAGGGCCACCAUUUGAAACACAGGCGCACUGAGCAUACCAUAGUUUCACAGGACGGCAUCAACCUUGAGACAAGCGAGAUGAGAAGCGAAGAUGCCAUGUCGUCAUCCUUGGCCCAUACGGAAAUGACCAGAGAGGCCUAUGCCUGGGCAGAGCUGAUGAAUGUAUUCAUCAAGCAAGGGAUUUCUGAUGGGAAGGCACAGGACAUGAUUGGACGCAUGCGACAGCUGGGGUUUAUCGUGGAUAAGUCCAGUUUAGAUCUAUCAGACGGCAUGUCUGAGGUCGACGAGGCACCAAACUUGUCAGAUGUUGAGGAAAAGCAACAAGAAGACUAUGCACUGCAUUUGGCAGCUCUGAAUGGCCAACAGGAUCUUGCAGAAAUCUUGGUCAAGAGAGGGGCUGACAAGGAAUCCAAAACACCAGCUGGUGAGACUGCACUGCAUUUGGCAGUUCAGAAUGGCCAUGAGGGUGUGGUAGCUCUUUUGGUCCACAGUGGGGCUGACACGGAAGCCAAAACAGCAGCUGGUAAGACGGCACUGCAUUUGGCAGCUCAGAAAGGUCACCGGAAUGUAGUAAAUUGUCUUCUCGAGCAAUGUGCUGAAAUUGAAGCCAAAACAUCAGCUGGUGAGACUGCACUGCAUUUGGCAGCUGAGAGAGGUUGGCGACAUAUGGUUUUACUUUUGAUUUGGAUGGGGGCUGACGACGAAGCCAAAACAGCAGCUGGUGAGACUGCACUGCAUUUGGCAGCUCGGAAUGGCCACGAGGAUGUGGUAGAGUUCUUGUUCGAGGAAGGGGCUGACAAGGAAGCCAGAACAGCGGCUGGUGAGAUGACGGCAUUGCAUUUGGCAGCUGAGGAAGGCCACCGGGAUCUUGUAAAAGUUUUGGUCAAGAAACGGGCUGACAAGGAAGCCAAAACAGCAGCUGGUGAGACUGCACUGCAUUUGGCAGCUCGGAACGGCCACGAGGGUGUGGUACUACAUUUGGUCCUAGCCAGGGCUGACAAGGAAGCCAAAACAGCAGCUGGUGAGACGGCACUGCAUUUGGCAGCUGCGGGAGGCCAGCAGGGUUUGGUUUCGCUUUUGACUUCGGCGGGGGCUGACAAGGAAGCCGCAACAGCAGCUGGUGAGACGGCACUGCAUUUGGCAGCUGAGGGAGGCCAGCAGGGUGUGGUUUCACUUUUGAUUUCGGCGGGGGCUGACAAGGAAGCCACAACAGCAGGUGGUGAGACGGCACUGCAUUUGGCGGCUCUGAACGGCGACGUGGGUGUGGUAGAAUUUUUGGUUGAGCAAGGGGCUGACAAGGAAGCCAAAACAGCAGGUGGUAAGAUGGCACUGCAUUUGGCAGCUCAGAAAGGUCACCGGAAUAUGGUAAGGUUUUUGCUCAAGGCAGGGGCUGAUAUGGAAGCCAAAACAGCAGCUGAUGAGACUGCACUGCAUUUGGCAGUUCAGAAUCGCCUCUGGGGUAUGGUAAAGUUCUUGGUCGAGGAAGGGGCUGAUAAGGAAGCUGCAACAGCAGCUGGUGAGACGGCGCUGCAUUUGGCAGCUCAGAAUGGCCACUUUGGUGCGGUAGGAUUUUUGGUCGAGCAAGGGGCUGACAAGGAAGCCAAAACAUCAGCUCGUGAGACGGCGCUGCAUUUGGCAGCUGAGAGGGGUUGGGGACGUGUGGUUUUACUUUUGAUUUGGGUGGGGGCUGACAAGGAAGCCGCAACAGGAGCUGGUGAGACGGCACUGCAUUUGGCAGCUCAGAAUGGCCACCGGGAUGUGGUAGAAUUUUUGGUCGAGCACAGGGCUAACAAGGAAUUUGCAACAGCAGCUGGUAAGGUAGCAUUGGAUUCAUUAUACUUUCAUCUACGCGGCGAUGCAUUUGGCAGCUCAGGAUGGCCACCCGGAUGCGGUAGCAUUUGGGGUGGCGGAGGAGGAACACCUCAGAUUUUCGACGUGGUAUUGCGACUUUUGCUCCGCGAGCAACGCAAGGAACUGCAACGACAAGAGCCGAUGAGUGCGGACUGA